Schistosoma guineensis is the source of this 2320-nucleotide messenger RNA. Lineage: Eukaryota; Metazoa; Platyhelminthes; Trematoda; Strigeidida; Schistosomatidae. The record is from the annotation of a GenBank genome assembly.
GAAUUUUUGAAAUCUAGGCUACAAGAAAACGUGCACUGUACGAACUACUUACGCUUCCCACAUAUAUCUUUGACCAUCAAACUGUCAGAAAUUGAUGCUUUAGUCAAUAACCAUUACUUACCUUCUUUUAAAGUGUAAGUGAAUGCUAUGAAGCAACUAUAUCGUCAAUUUUUUGUUCUCUUCCAUAUGUUUUCUCAGACUUCCCAACCAACCAACAAAGGGGAAUUAAAUUCGAACAAAGGGGAUAUUAAGGGGAAAAUGCGUUGAAAAAUGAAGGAGAAACGCUCCAAAAUUUCUUUUUUUUGCCUGUCCGGGGGAAAUAAUGCGGACUUCCCCGUUUUUGUCGCUCUGUUGCUCAAAUGUCACCGAAUUGUCUACUUUUCCUCCAACUUUCAAAGCACUCUUGGCAUAACCUCAAAAAUCCCCUAUGUUCGCCUUUAUCCCCACAACGCACCACACUAAAACUGCAAUCCACGGGAAAAGUGGUACAUGUUUAAAUAAAUUUAUUGAACAGGAAGACGUAUUAUCAUACAACAUUAUAGCAGAAGCUUGAGCAUCAAUCGUUAUGCAUUUUCACUAUAAUCGCCAAUUCAUUGUUAUUUGAAAAGAUAUGAAAAGGAAGAAACAAAUGAUGUAUUAUUAAUAGGGUGUGUGUAUUUAAUCGCAAGUUCACUGAAAAUCAAACACACUUUCUCAACACUUAAAUAGUUUCCCAUGUAAGAAAGCAAAUUACUUCCGAAUUAAAUCUCAACAUACUAGAGAAUGAGGAUCAAGCAUUAACAACUAGUCAUUACAAAUAAAUGGUGUAUGAAUUUAUCUGGAGUCUUCCAAUUUGUUUAUCCGUAUAUUUUUCAUGGGUAUUUAGUCGAUGGAUAGACAGGAAUCUUCUUCAAAACCGUCUUCAAGUCUCAGGACUGAACUAGAUGUUCCCUCGGCAGAUACUUGUUCGACUGUUUCCUGUGGAUAUAACCUGCGACCAUCAGGAAGUGUAUCGUCGAUUGCCUCAUCAUUCACUGCAACUAAAAGUGAGUUGGUGACUAAGUAAGUGUGAUUUCUGAGGUCGGAAGGGAUUUACUGUUUGUUAGAAACUACUUAGUUGGGAGUAUAGCUGGAGGUGCUGGCUCUUUAUUGGGAAUAAGGGAACUAAACAAGAUAAUUCCAGGUAGUAACAUAGAUAUCCAAGUUGUUACGUGGAAUAUGUUAUCCAUGAAGUCUCAGUUUUAUCCGGAAGAUUUAAGUGAUCUUUUCUUCAGUGGGUCUUCCGAGGAAGCUGCAAGCAUUUAUGCCAUUUGUAUACAAGAAUGUUCUUCCGAAAAAAAUGAACUUCUUGUGAGAUUGCAAGCUGCUAUUGGCAUAAAACAUGUUCUGUUUACAUAUGCAACCCAUGGGACAUUGGCUUUAGUGAUAUUUCUAAAUCGUGAUCUUAUAUGGUAUACUUCAGUGCCUCAGUCAGUUGGAGUCACAACUUCAGCUGCCGUACGAACUAAAGGAGCUGUAGCUAUUUGCUUUAUACUUUUUGGUACAUCGAUUUUAUUCCUCUCAGCUCAUUUUAAAGCUAACCAUACAAAUUUUGAACGGAGAGUUCAAGAUUAUUUACAAGUAGUGAAUAAUAUUAAUCUACCAAAAGUUGGUUUUAACAAAGGAUAUAAAUACGAAGAAUCCAACCCAUUGGAUCGGUUCGAUGUUGUUUUCUGGGCAGGAGAUUUAAAUUUUCGAAUACAACGACCAAGACAUAUUGUCGAAAACAUAAUUAAAGGAAAAUAUAAGCAUAGAACAUUUGAAGAACUUUUGUCGGUUGAUGAAUUACUCAAUGCACAGUCACAAGGUAUCAUCUUUCAGAAUUUUGACGAAGGCCGUAUUCGCUUCCCUCCAACUUACAAAUUUGAUCUCAAUUCAGAUGCUUACGACUCAUCAGAAAAACAACGCGUUCCAUCAUAUACAGACAGAAUAUUGUUCAUGUCAAAAAAGAAAGACAAUUUGAUCUGCUUAGAUUACAACAGUAUUAAUACAAUCCGUUCAUCGGAUCAUAGACCUGUGUUCGCACUAUUCAGUUUAGUUUUAAGACCUGGAUCUGAUAACAUUGCGUUAGCAGCUGGUGCAUUUAAUAGGGAGAUAUACAUAGCAGGCAAUCAACGUCGUGCUCUACGUUUAGAUAAACUAAAAUCAAGAAAAAGUACAAUUCAUGCUAGAGUUUGUACUAUUCAGUGAGAUUUUCAUUACCACAAAAAUGGAUAAGAAUGCAAAUAAAUUACAACAUUUGAAACAAUUAUUUCAUGUACAACCUACCAAUUUUCUAUUCAAAUAAAUUAUUUUUUAAACC